Molecule: messenger RNA, 1904 nt
Organism: Boeremia exigua
Lineage: Eukaryota; Fungi; Ascomycota; Dothideomycetes; Pleosporales; Didymellaceae
Product: cytochrome P450
Exons: 2
Coding region: 131-1750 (539 amino acids)
Molecular function (GO): iron ion binding; heme binding; oxidoreductase activity, acting on paired donors, with incorporation or reduction of molecular oxygen
Source: RefSeq, a predicted model, not a curated record
CCGACCAGGAAAGGUGUCCCGCUGCGGACAUUAGCUGCCGCUUGUCGUUCACCGACUCAAAGAGUGGACCGAACAACCCACCUUGGAUCUAACAUUUGGCCUGUGAAGUUCAACACAUUGUGUAGGAACAAUGGAGCACUCGGCAGCUCCCGCUGCUCGUAGCUCUCUCUACACUCUGCUUGCCCAGCACAAUGCGUUCGUUCAUGUUUGCAUCGCGGUGGCCGUAAUUUGCGUCUGCACCAGGCUCAUUUCGGGACAUCGUUUCAGCAAGAUCAAGAACGGCCGAAGUUCUGGGAUUGCGCCCCCAACGCUGCCACAUUGGCUUCCUGGGCUUCGUCAUGCCCUGAACAUGGCCUACAGCGUUAGCAGCUUCUUGGCAAGAGAACUGGAAAAAUACGGAGAUGGCACACCUUUCUUGAUCGAUGCAGCAGGGGAGAAGGUACUCGUCGUUCUGAGUCCUAAGCAUGUGAAGAGAGCCCUUGGAUCACCUGAGCUUGAUUCUAAUACUGUAAUUCACAAGAGAAUCAUGCCUCACCUGAUGGGCAGUCCACAAGCAGCAGUCGAUUAUUACACAUCACCGGAUCAAAACAUAGACGACCUCACAUUUCUGCAAAUCAGGACACGGACAACAGGACCGGGUUUGGUAAUCAUGAACGAAAAAUUGCUGGAGAUACUCGACCGCGACAUUUCAAAUAUCGCUUCUGGGGGAGAUUGGGUAGAAAUAGAAGAUUUUUACACCUUCUUCAGAGACGAAGCCACGACUGCUAUUGGCGAAUCGCUUCUCGGCUCUGCCAUAUUCGAAAGCCACCCUCGGUUAGCUCAGGACCUGUGGACGUUCAUCGAAGGUACAGACCUUCUUCUUUUGGGGCUUCCUCGUUGGCUCGUCCCAGCGUCGCAUGGCGCACGCGAACGUCUACUCGAGCACUUAAAGACCUGGGGUCGUAAAUCAGACGCUCUCCGAGAGAAGAAUGAGGUUGACGGUACCAGCUGGCACCCAACGGCCGGCUCCGCGCUGAUGCAAGAACGCGAGCAGAUGUAUGCUCCUCUACCUGGCCAUGGCGAAGAUGCAAGAGCUUCCCAGUCUCUGGCUCUACUCUACGGUGGCACAAGUCUCGCCAUCCCCGUGAUGUUCUGGUCUCUAUACGAAGUCCUCCGUGACCAGACUCUACACAAGAAAGUCAUGGAUGAACUCCACCAGUACACUAGCGGCACGUCAUCCGCAGCCGAUAUUACGCAGCUCGCCACCUCGCCUUUCAUGCAAUCGCUGCACUCCGAAGCCACCCGAUUCUACGCCCGCAACGCAUCCGUCCGCGAAGUCGUAGCCCCCCUGUUCCAUCUCGACGACCGCUUCGUCGUUGAAAAAGGCACCCAAGUCAUCAUUGUCAACGCGCCAAUCGCUCGCUUCACUUCAGAGUGGGCUCAGGCACGGCCUCAGGCAGUCAAAGAACCACUGACCAGCUUCUGGGCCGAGCGAUUCCUCAUCCCCGAGGGAACAGGUGUGCGGUACAGCGAGACCGGGCUGAGCGGGAACUGGACGUCCUUUGGGGGUGGCGAGCAUAGGUGCCCUGGACGCUUCUUUGCGAGGGACAUGGCGUUUGUGACGCUAGUCCUCUUCCUCCAGAAGUAUGAAGUUGAACUUGUUGAUCCCGAGGGUGCAAGACGGUUUGACCCGGUGUGGAACGAGAUCGCCUUUGGGACUAUGGUGCCAAAGGGUAAGAUUGCUGCUCGGUUGCGCCGGCGGAAAGUGUGAAAAAGAUGGGUUUCUUAGGUCGUGUUGUGUGCUCUGCAUCAAAACGAAAAAAUAUGAGGAGGACAAAUAUUUGUUUCCUCCUACAGGUUUAUGUUGGUACUAUACAUAGGCUAUACUACGCGUCUGGUUUCCAUCAUACUUGAUUAUCUAUGUG